AAACCAGACGCUCGCUCACCUUCGACCUCCGCGCUCGAUCCCUGGCAGGCCUUCCGCUCUCUCCUUCGUCUCCGACGCCGACGUGAGCUUUUACCCUAAGCCCCUUCGAUCACUUCAGACCGAAGCCCUAGGGAAAUAUGAGCAGACGAGCCAGCCGAACCAUCUAUGUGGGAAACCUGCCAGGAGAUAUUCGAGAGAGAGAGGUUGAGGAUCUGUUUUACAAGUAUGGACCCAUUGUUGAUAUUGAUCUGAAGAAUCCUCCAAGGCCUCCGGGUUAUGCAUUCAUUGAGUUUGAAGAUGCUCGUGAUGCUGAACAUGCUAUUCGUGGUCGUGAUGGUUACAAUUUUGAUGGUCACAGAUUACGGGUGGAAUUUCCACACGGUGGAAGAGGCUAUUCUUCUUCUGUGGACCGUUACAGCAGUUAUAGUCGUGGCGGAGUCUCGAGGCGGUCCACAUACUGUGUGCUGGUUACUGGUUUACCUUCUUCUGCCUCAUGGCAAGACCUGAAGGACCACAUGCGUCGUGCUGGUGAUGUCUGUUUCUCCGAAGUGUUUCGUGAUGGUGGAGGCACUACAGGCAUUGUAGACUAUACAAACUAUGAUGAUAUGAAAUAUGCAAUCAGGAAACUUGAUGACUCUGAAUUCCGGAAUGCAUUUUCUCGGGCAUAUAUAAGGGUCAGGGAAUAUGAUCGGAGGCGAAGCCUAUCUAGGAGCCGCAGCCGUUCCUACUCCAGAAGCAGAAGCCCUAGCUGGAGUCGCAAUUAUAGCCAAAGCUGGAGCCACAGCCGAAGCAAGACUUCGAGAGGAAGGUCAGCAUAUCGCUCGUUUUCUAGAUCUCAAUCAAGAUCUGUUUCAUCUCGCUCUGAUUCGGGAUCGAGGGGGCGCUCUCUGUCAGGAUCACAAUCAAGAUCCAGAUCACCAAUUGCUUCACCCCCGCGGGACAAACGAGUGAGCAAAAGGCCAAGGAGGCAGAGCCCGAGCUGGAGCUUAUCGCGUUCUAUAUCUCCUGCUAUGUCUGAUCGUAGCUGGUCUGUUGAUUCUCGAGACCUUUAAGGAGGAAAAGUAACUGCCUGAGCUGAAUAGGACAUGAUGCUGUUUGUGUGCUAAAAAUGCAUAUUUUCUGUUUAUCUGUUUAUCGGUUGAUACUCAAAAUACUCAAGACAUUUGGUUAUUGCUGUUAGAAAUGAUCUUAAAUGUUGUAAACUAUUUGUAGAGUUGAUUGCAGGACAUGAUGCUGUUUGUGCGCCAAAAAUACAUCUUUUCUGUUUACCGGUUGAUACUCUGAAAUACUCAAAAGACAUUUGGUUAUUGCUGUU
This is a messenger RNA of Phoenix dactylifera (date palm), 1315 nucleotides long. The record is from RefSeq and is a predicted model, not a curated record. NCBI's taxonomy places the organism in Eukaryota, Viridiplantae, Streptophyta, Magnoliopsida, Arecales, Arecaceae.